AACCAGAACCCAUAAUAAAAACUUUUACUGCAUUGUCGAACCUACUGCAUUGUUCUACUGCAUUGUCGAACCGCGACACACAGGAUGAUUCCGUGUGAUGAACUGUUUAGUUUUUAUAGAAGAGAAAAAUCUUUAUUAUUCACUUAAUCUCCAAUUUUUUCGGCACUUUUAGUUACUUUAAAAAAGAAAAGAAAAUAACGGUUUAGUCUUGCCAAUGGUUUAUUAUUAUUAUUGAAAUCUAAGUUAAAAAAGUAUCUGCAGAUAGUUUGAUACUCUGAGGCUCGCACUGCUGUACUGGAAGGUUACGGCUACUGAGGUAAAAAUCAGAUAUGUCGGUGGUCAUUGAAACAACAAUUGGAGACAUCACUGUUGACCUUUACUUGAAGGAGAGGCCUAAUACUUGCUUGAACUUCUUAAAACUCUGCAAAAUGAAAUAUUAUAAUUUUUGUCUGUUUCAUAAAGUUGAAAGAAACUUUAUCGCUCAAACUGGAGAUCCCACUGCUACUGGGCGUGGAGGAGAAUCUAUUUUUUCUACUCUUUAUGGUGCCCAAGCCAAAUACUUUGAUGCAGAGCUGAAGCCGAGAAUGAAGCAUGAAAAAAUAGGCACACUGUCAAUGGUGAACAACGGAGGAAAUAUGAAUGGAUCACAGUUUUUUUUAACUUUGGGAGAAAAUCUCACGUAUCUUGAUGAAGUCCAUACUGUCUUUGGAGAAGUUGCUGAAGGCUUGGAAGUUCUUUUGAAGAUCAAUGAAACUAUAUGCGAUCAAAACGACCGACCUUAUCAAGACAUUCGUAUAACCCAUACAGUAAUAUUGCACGAUCCUUAUGAAGAUCCUGCUGGCUUAUCUGUACCCGAUGCAUCACCAGAGCCCACAAAAGAAAUGCUCGAAACAGAUUAUAUUGCUCCAGAUGAAGAAUUAGAUGAUACCAAAGGGAAGGACAUUGAAGAAAUUGAAGAAAAGAUCAAAGAUAGUGAAGCUAAAGCCAGAGCAACCAUUUUGGAAAUGGUUGGUGACAUUCCUGAUGCAGAAGUAAAACCCCCUGAAAAUGUUCUAUUUGUCUGUAAGUUGAAUCCUGUUACUACAUCAGAAGACUUGGAGUUGAUUUUUUCUCGAUUUGGCACAAUUGUCAGCUGUGAGGUCAUCAAAGAUAAGAAGUCUGGAGAGUCUUUACAGUAUGCAUUUAUUGAAUUUGAGAAGGAAGAAGAUUGUGAGAAUGCUUAUUUUAAAAUGGACAAUGUACUGAUUGAUGACAGGAGGAUACAUGUCGAUUUCAGCCAGUCUGUUGCAAAGCUGAACUGGAAUCAAAACAAAGUUGGUAAAGGAAAGCCAGGCAGGUUUCAAAACUUUGUUUUAAAAAGUGAUGUUAAAAAGUCUGAUGGUUAUGAGAUGAUUUUUGACACAAAUGAUGAUACUUAUCCUCAGAGUAGCAGAGGCAAGAAUAGACACCAAGAAAGGUCUCGUAAUAUGGAAUCUUAUCGCUCUUCAAAUAAAUCUUAUGAAGAUAAAUAUUCCUCAAAGUCUCAUGGUGUACAGUUAUCUGAAAAAUCGCACAAGAAACACAAAUCUAGAAGAAGCCGUUCUCCCUCUGAAUCUUCUUAUAAUUUCAAGGAGCAUCAUUCAAGGCUUUCCCGUAAAAGUCCCUCCAUUCAAUCUCGUUUUCAUCAUAAUAGUUCAUCUUUUUCUAAAACCUCAGAUUAUCCAUCAAUUAAGAAAACUUCUAGGCAAAAAAGCUAUUCUUCUGAUUCUUCAUCUUCUCCUGCGCGAACGAAUCAGUCAACUAGGUAUAAAGAAAAAUAUUCUAAAGAUCAACAUUAUCAAAAAUCUAAGCAAUCAUAUGAAAAAUCACAAUCAAGUGAUUCUAGAGAUCAACAUCACAAAAAACCUAAAAAUUCUUACGAAAAACCGCAAUCGAAUGACAAAACAAAGACUAAAAGUUAUGACUCUUCAGCCAGAUAUAUUAGUUCGAAUGAUAGCAAACAUGAUUAUCGUUCCAAAAGAUCAAUAUCGCCUUUACCAAAAAAGAGGAAAAACAGGUCUUCAUCAUCAGAUGAGGAAAGUUAUUCAAAGUCCCAUGGUUCAAGCAACUUUAAAUUGAAGCAGUCUUCUAAAUCACACUCAAAAUCAUCUAUUAGUAAAUGUAGACAGAAAACAUCUGAUUCUUCAUCUUCUUCAGAUGAAUAUGUUUCCAAAAAAAAUUCUGAACCUAAAAGGCGAAAUUAUGAAGACCCACCAAAACAUUCAUCACGAAAAAAGUCACCUUCAUUUCAGUAUUCAAAAUCAAAUAGAAAAUCUUCUCCUACCCGACAUAAAGAUAAAACAAGUAAACACAGUAAAAACGAUAAAUAUGACCGUAGCUCAAGUGAUUCAGAAUCUUAUUUGAGUAAAUCGAAAUUAAAUUCAUCAAACUAUAAACUUUCGCAUAAAAGUAAGCAUAGAAGACGUUCUUCAAGUUAGUUCUGUUACCUUCCUAUUUAGGCUUUUUUUUUAAUGUACCUUUUGUGUAAAAUUUUCUGCAACAUUAUCACUGUGCACCAACUUAGGUUAAUGUAAUCUAAAUGUAAAACUCAAUACUGUUAUAUCCAUUUUUUGUUCCAGAAAAUUAUUAUAUUUCGAUGGUUUGUUUGCUGUUAUUUGAAAGAGUUGUGUUUAUAUUUUGUGAAACUGAGGUUUAAAUUAAAAUAAACUUUCUUAAAUUAUGUGUUAUCUUAAA
Molecule: messenger RNA, 2712 nt
Organism: Parasteatoda tepidariorum (common house spider)
Lineage: Eukaryota; Metazoa; Arthropoda; Arachnida; Araneae; Theridiidae
Biological process (GO): protein peptidyl-prolyl isomerization
Cellular component (GO): nucleus
Molecular function (GO): RNA binding; peptidyl-prolyl cis-trans isomerase activity
Source: RefSeq, a predicted model, not a curated record